AUGGUCCUGUUAAGAGAUGUCGGGCUCAACAAGCUUACCGCACCACCGUCCAACUGGCUCAUGAAGACAGCGACCUACCUAUUCGGAGGUUUCGGCUCCAUCCUGUUCGUUGCAGCCAUCAUGGUGUUUGUUGCAUGGAAGCCUCUUGGUGACCCUCCUGCACUCGCCAACCUUGCGCUUGCCAUUGUCUUGGUACUGGUGUGGCUUAUCCAAGCGGCUUUCAGCUUCUGGCAAGACUUUUCAAGUGGCCGUGUCAUGGCAUCGAUCAACACUAUGCUUCCAGACCAAGCAAUGGUUCUCAGAGAAGGUAACUGGUCCAGUGUUGAAGGUACCAAACUUGUUCCCGGCGAUGUCCUCAAGAUAGGCAUGGGCAAUAAGGUACCGGCGGAUGUGAGAUUCUUCGACGUCUCUUCAGAUGCUCGUCUAGAUCGCUCCAUCUUGACAGGUGAGGUCAAGCCUCUGGUUGCGACUGUCAAGUCCACAGACUCGGACUUCCUGGAAACUGCAAACAUUGGUCUUGCCGGAACAAAUUGCACCACCGGUACUCUGUAUGGUAUCAUCAUCAGCACAGGUGACAACACUGUCUUCGGAAAGGUAUGCCGCUCCCAGCUACAAGGUUGA
Aureobasidium uvarum is the source of this 621-nucleotide messenger RNA. Lineage: Eukaryota; Fungi; Ascomycota; Dothideomycetes; Dothideales; Saccotheciaceae. The record is from the annotation of a GenBank genome assembly.